This is a messenger RNA of Mitosporidium daphniae, 348 nucleotides long. RefSeq lists its product as uncharacterized. The coding region runs from base 1 to 348 and encodes 115 amino acids. Lineage: Eukaryota; Fungi; Microsporidia. The record is from RefSeq and is a predicted model, not a curated record. The transcript has a single exon.
AUGGAUAGUUUUCAACUUGGCAUUUGGAGCGCUGAAUCUCCCUCGUCAUAUAAUGUAUUUUCAUCGCUUGAUGCCGAUGACUGUCAGCGUUAUGUUGAUACCGCGAGUUCUCAAAUACCCAUAACCAGCGCCCAACACAUGGAUUUCGAGGCCUGUCUCAUCCAAGAUGGCUUUGAGCACACUGAAAUUAUUCCUGCUGAUCGGCGACAUUCGCCUAAAGCCUUUUUCGAGAAUAUCAACUCUCCUACAUUGUUUUCAAGCAUAUUUCCUGUCGCCUGCACAGGAAAAAAAAGGGCAUCCACCUCCUUCUUCGAGAUGUUGAGUAACCCCUGCUUGUUUUCAUCAUAG